Messenger RNA from Juglans microcarpa x Juglans regia, 1873 nucleotides. Its product is annotated as protein MOS2. The transcript has 2 exons. Gene Ontology annotation, molecular function: nucleic acid binding. Bases 16 to 1368 code for a protein of 450 amino acids. Gene Ontology annotation, biological process: mRNA splicing, via spliceosome. Gene Ontology annotation, cellular component: spliceosomal complex. The record is from RefSeq and is a predicted model, not a curated record. Lineage: Eukaryota; Viridiplantae; Streptophyta; Magnoliopsida; Fagales; Juglandaceae.
UAAUCAGAGCCAUGUAUGGUGGCGGAGGAAACUUUCAUGUUCCAACCAAAAAAAACAAAGCCUUUUGCCUCGUUGACCGAACCAGUUCUUGAAUUGUCCGCCCAAAUUAGGCUCCUGUUGGUCGAAAAAGAAAAUACUAGUCGCUCUCAAUUUCUCAGUCUCCGUGCAUCUGCCCACGAGACCAUGAAAUUCUCUCUGCAAUCAAAAUCCUCUUCUAGACCUAAACCCAUCAAACCCUCACAAAACAACUUCGACGACUCCAAAGACAACAGCAACGAUCGCGAAGAUUCGAAGCGAUUGCAAUACAUCACCCAAUUCGACGCUUCCGAAACCCUAACCCGCAAAAAGGAAUCCACGAAUCACGUAAUCGCCCCCAUCCCCAACGAAUGGAGGCCCCCCAAGCGGAUGAAGAACCUCGAACUUCCGAUCACCUCCCAAUCCGACGGCUCCGGCGCCCUCUCCUUCGAGCUCGAUUCCGGGACCUCCGUCGACGCCCACGAUUCCAAAAUCUCUUACGGCCUCAAUCUCCGCCAAAAAUCCGAUUCCAACGACGACGACGACGAUCGUUCACGGUCUGCUCCUGUUCCGGUGGAAACCAUGUUGCUCCAGAAGCUGAAGAACGACCUCGAGAGGCUCCCAGAGCAUCGGGGCGUGGAGGAGUUCGAGGAUGUUCCCGUGGAGGGCUUCGGCGCCGCCUUGCUCGCGGGGUACGGGUGGUACGAAGGGAGAGGGAUUGGGAAGAAUCCCAAAGGGGAUGUGAAAGUGGUUCAGUACGAGAAGAGGACGGACAAGCAGGGCCUGGGGUUUCUGAGCUCCGAUGAGAAAGAGAAAGGGGAAUCUAAAGGGAAAAAUGGCGAUAGAGAACGGAGGUCUUCCAACGUUGGCAAAGACAGUCGGAGUUCGAAAGAAGAGGAUCGCGAACGUUUCAGGAAAUCUAAAGAAGAAGAACCAAGGUUUAGAGAACAAAGUAAGGAUUCGAAAAGGAAGAAGAAUCAACCAGUAUCGUGGCUAAAGAGUCACAUUCGGGUCAGGAUAAUCAGCAAGGAACUCAAAGGAGGAAGAUUGUAUUUGAAGAAGGGGGAGGUUGUGGAUGUGGUUGGACCCACCACGUGUGAUAUCUCCAUGGAUGAGAGUAGGGAGCUAAUUCAAGGGGUCUCACAAGACCUUCUUGAGACUGCUCUGCCCCGCCGUGGGGGACCCGUGCUUGUUCUGUUUGGUAAGCAUGAGGGUGCGUACGGGAAUCUUGUCAAAAAGGAUUCGGAAGAAGAAACUGGUUUGGUUCAGGAUGCCAAUAACCAUGAGUUGCUCCAUGUGCGGCUCGAACAAAUUGCAGAGUUCAUCGGGGAUCCCAGCUGCCUUGGAUAUUGAUAGUUGUUGAUUCUCUUGCUGACACUCCAUUGUAUCCGCAGGUCGUAUUCAAGAAAAGUGACGGGAGUCCGGUGGAAUCCUGCGAACUAAACCAUGCCAAGGCAUAAGGAAACGAUCUGGCUGUCCCAAAAUAUUGAAUAGAGAGAGGGCAUUUUGGUCGGAAUGUGGUGUAAAGCGACAGCAAAGGAUUAAAGUGUUCGAACUUCGACGACACAAAGGAUCCCCAAAAUAUGUCAGAAUUGUCGUCAGCUUUUUGUGAAAGGUUGUUGAUGGUGCAUGGUGUUAAAUAGCUGAGUUUACUUGGAUGAAUGAAACCCAAUGAGCCCCAUUAGGCAUUAACCUAAUGUGUUGUAGAUAAAGCAUUCCUCCUAUGUAUAUAAAAGAAAUAUAUAGAAUGAAAUAUGUUAGAUACCAUGAAAAGAGUGCAGCAAGAGUUGAGAGAGAGAAUAUAAAAGAGAUAGAUGUAUUUCAGAUUAUUUUGAGUCACUGUACACUUCACUUGAGA